AGCAAGCGGUUGGUCUACAACAAGAUGGCGCCGCUGCAGCGGACGGAUUAUGAAAGCCCGACUUUCCUCCUAGUUCCCGCGAGAGACCGUCGCUUCCUGAUGACGUCAGCAGUCUGUAGAAGCUUCGUUUUGCGGUAGAGGCUGCUGUGGUUGUUGUUAUUCUCCGGUGGGGUCGGUGCGGAUCGCUGUUCGGACAUGGCGCAGUACAAGGGGGCGGCCAGCGAGGCCGGGAGAGCCAUGCAGCUCAUGAAGAAACGCGAGAAGCAGCGGGAACAGCUGGAGCAGCUGAAACAGAAGAUAGCCGAGGAGAAUGUGGUUAAAGCCAAUAUUAACAAGAAGUUCUCUGCCCAUUAUGACGCCGUGGAGGCCGAGCUGAAGUCCAGCACCGUGGGUUUGGUCACCCUGAAUGAUAUGAAAGCCAAACAGGAGGCGCUGGUGAAGGAGCGCGAGAAGCAGCUGGCCAAGAAGGAGCAGUUCAAGGAUCUCCAGCUGAAACUAGAGAAACAGAGGGAACGGGAGAGGAAAAAAGAACAGAAGAGGAAAAUAGCCAGCUUGUCCUUUAACAUUGACGACGAUGAGGAAGACGAUGACGACGACGACGAGGAGGAGGAAGAAGAGGAGGAAGAGGACGAAGAUGAUAUGGAGGAAGUUGAGCUUGAAAAGAUAGAGCUGCCCAAGAAGAAAAAGAAGCUGGGGAAGAACCCUGAUGUGGACACAAGUUUCCUACCAGAUAGGGAUCGAGAGGAAGAAGAGAACCGUCUCAGAGAAGAGUUAAGACAGGAGUGGGAGCGCAAGCAAGAAAAGAUCAAGAGUGAGGAAAUAGAGAUAACAUUCAGCUACUGGGACGGCUCUGGACACCGCAGAACAGUCAAGAUGAAGAAAGGGAAUACCAUCCAGCAGUUCCUACAGAAAGCCCUGGAGAUCCUGCGUAAGGACUUCAGCGAGCUCAGGUCGGCCGGUGUGGAGCAGCUCAUGUACAUUAAAGAAGAUCUUAUCAUCCCGCAUCAUCACAGCUUUUACGAUUUUAUUGUGACGAAAGCAAGAGGCAAAAGUGGGCCCCUGUUUAACUUCGACGUGCACGAAGAUGUCCGCCUGCUGAGCGAUGCCACUGUGGAGAAGGACGAGUCUCACGCUGGGAAAGUCGUUCUCCGUAGCUGGUAUGAGAAAAACAAACACAUCUUUCCGGCGAGCAGGUGGGAGCCCUAUGACCCGGAGAAGAAGUGGGACAAGUACACGAUCCGGUGAUCACACACACAGAGACCCCCAUCCUGCAUCUAAGAAGCAUCCUGAUGGGACAGACGUGAUGUUUUAUGUUCUUAUGGGAUCAUGUAUAUAUUGUUGUAUUUACUGUGGUGUUAUUUUUUACUAUGUUUUGGACGCAGAAUAAAUACAUUGCUGUGUUCUC
This is a messenger RNA of Hyla sarda, 1405 nucleotides long. RefSeq names its product family with sequence similarity 50 member A (gene FAM50A). The coding region runs from base 196 to 1245 and encodes 349 amino acids. The transcript has 13 exons. Gene Ontology annotation, cellular component: nucleus. Gene Ontology annotation, biological process: chromatin organization. Lineage: Eukaryota; Metazoa; Chordata; Amphibia; Anura; Hylidae. The record is from RefSeq and is a predicted model, not a curated record.